AUGUCUUCUCAAUACACAGCCUACGCCUACACCCACCACGGCCCCCCUGCCACCGUCCUCAACACCACCCAGCUCCCCCUCCCCACAACCUCCGCCCUCUCCUCCACCCACCUUCUCAUCCGCACAACCUCCCUCGCCCUCAACCCCAUCGACCACAAAUUCAUGCUCAACACCGCCCUCGGCUGGACAGGCCUCAUCACGAAACCCAGCGUACCCUGCGAAGACGUUAGUGGCGUCGUCGAGUGGGCUGGGGAUGAGGUCAAGGAGGAGUUUGCGGUUGGGACGAAGGUUUGGGGGGUUGUUGAUGCGCCGGAUCAGAUGAAGAGGGGUGGGACGUUGGGGGAGUAUGCACUCCUUAACAGUGCCCAUGCUAUUCCUCUCCCCACUGAGGGACAAGUUGGAUUAGUCGAUGCGGGCGGUUUGGGAUGUUCGAGUUUGACUGCAUACCAGGCACUCGUACAAGAUGGGGGCUUGAGGGAAGGACACAGGGUUUUCGUUAAUGGGGCUUCUGGGGGUGUGGGUACCAUGGCCAUUCAAAUCGCUAAACACAUUGUUGGGCCGCGUGGGGUUGUUGUGGGUGCGUGUUCGGCGAAGAACGUCGAGUUGGUCAUGGAGUUGGGCGCGGAUGACGUCGUCGACUACACCGCCGGAGACCUCGGCAAACAGCUCGCGGUCAAGUAUGGCAAGGAACCGUUCGAUCUCGUCCUCGACACUGUCGGAAUCGAUGACCUCUACCACGCUUCCCCCAAAUUCUUGAAGGCAGAGGGGGGCAAAUUCGUCAACGUCGGCGCCGAAGUCACCUCUUUAUCCGACAUCCUCCGUCUCUCAUCAUCCAUGAUCCCCAAGCUCCUCCAACCGACCUGGCUGGGUGGGACACCCCGUCCGUAUAUCUUCUCCGCAUUGAAAAUCACCAAGGAUAAGUUGGAAGCAGUUAAUACGAUGGUUAGGGAUGGUGUGUUGAGGGUUAUCGUUGAUUCGAAGUGGGAGUUUGGGAAGAGGGAGAGUGUGAUUGGGGCUUUUGAGAAGAUUAUGGGAAAGAGGACGAGGGGAAAGGUCUUGAUUGUCGUUAGGGAUGAGGAGUAA
Messenger RNA from Saitoella complicata NRRL Y-17804, 1083 nucleotides. RefSeq names its product NAD(P)-binding protein. Gene Ontology annotation, molecular function: oxidoreductase activity. Gene Ontology annotation, cellular component: mitochondrion. The transcript has a single exon. NCBI's taxonomy places the organism in Eukaryota, Fungi, Ascomycota, Saitoellomycetes, Saitoellales, Saitoellaceae. The coding region runs from base 1 to 1083 and encodes 360 amino acids. The record is from RefSeq and is a predicted model, not a curated record.